Peromyscus californicus insignis is the source of this 4936-nucleotide messenger RNA. It is a transcript of the gene Slc16a9, whose product is annotated as solute carrier family 16 member 9. Bases 1228 to 2754 code for a protein of 508 amino acids. The record is from RefSeq and is a predicted model, not a curated record. Gene Ontology annotation, biological process: transmembrane transport; monocarboxylic acid transport. The transcript is spliced from 6 exons. NCBI's taxonomy places the organism in Eukaryota, Metazoa, Chordata, Mammalia, Rodentia, Cricetidae. Gene Ontology annotation, molecular function: monocarboxylic acid transmembrane transporter activity.
CUGACAAUUCAUUCAAACUUGCCAAAAACCAAAACAAAAGUGACCUCACUGAGCACAACCAAACAAUCUUGGGACCAGAUUUGGCUUCAACGUGGACAAUGUGUGAUUCAGUGACCUUAGCCUGAAUUGACUCAGCCAGCCUCUUCCUUCCUGGCUAGAAUGUGUCACUCCGCUCCUUUGGUGGUGAUCUGUGGCAAGCGUUAAGCUGCUGUCCUGGUUUCCUCUCUUGUGGCUGGGAUAAAACACUGCCCACAAGCAACUUAGGGAAGAAAAUGGUUUAUUUAGCUUUCAUCUCCAGGUUCCAGUCCAUCAUGGGGGGAAGUUAAGGCAGAGCUCAAGCAGGAAUCUGAAGCAGAAACCAUGGAGGAAUGAAGCUUGCUGGUCUGCUGGCGGGAAUUUUCUUACAUGGCCCAGAACGACCUUCCCAAGGAGUAGUGGCCUGGACUAGCCUACAACAAUCAUUCACCAAGAAAAUGUCCCCACAAAAGACAUCCCCUCAUGCCAGUUUGAUCUGGGUAAUUUCUCUCUGAGGUUCCUUUCUUGGGUGAUUCCAGAAUUCAUUGUGCCAAAUGGGCAAGUCAAGCUGAUAGGUCAACUGACAAGUCAAGUAGGUUCAACUGCAGACAUCUACCAAGCCUUGGAGGUCAAAGGGCAUUCUUUGCUCAUGACCCUGCUGUUGAUCACAGAGACUUCAGCAGCUAAUGACUCCUGUUAAUUAUUCCUUUCAGUGACACUUAGUGUGGCUGGAUUCCAGGACCCAGAGGUGUUCCUCUGAACAUUUUCCCUGCUGUUCUUCUAUACUCCAUCCCAGUAAGAUGUAGUAAACUGUCUUCCCCCAGGACAAGGUGUAUUCAGAGGCCAGCUCAUGGUGCUCAGAACUCUCCAUUGCCUUUACCCUGCAGGAUUUGCCCAUGCAUUCUCUUCCUCCUUCUUCUCCUCCUCCUCCUUCUCCUCCUCCUCUUUCUCCUUCUCUUCUUCCUCCUCCUCUUUCUCCUCCUCCUCCUUUUGAGAUAAGAUCUUACUAUGUAGCUCUAGCUGACUUGGGACUCACAGAGGUCUGCCUACCCCUUCUUCCUAAGUGCUAGGAUUAAAGGUGUGCCAUCAUGAUGCCCAGCCCUCCUUAAACAGAACAAUCUGUGGAUCUCCUUGAAUGUCAACUAAAUGAGCUUUAAGUUCAGGAUUUUGCUCUUUACCUGCAGAGAAACACCACGUUGAUUUCAUCUCACAAUGGAGUUUCAGAAGUCACCUGAUGGAGGGUGGGGCUGGGUGAUUGUGACCGUCUCCUUCUUCACUCAGUUCCUCUGUUACGGAUCCCCGUUAGCUGUUGGGGUCUUGUACAUAGAGUGGCUGGAUGCCUUCGGUGAAGGAAAAGGAAAAACGGCCUGGGUGGGAUCCCUGGCAAGCGGAGUCGGCUUACUCGCAAGUCCUGUCUGCAGCCUCUGUGUGUCAUCUUUUGGAGCAAGACCCGUCACAAUCUUCAGUGGCUUCCUGGUGGCUGGAGGCCUGAUGCUGAGCAGUCUCGCCCCCAAUAUCUACUUUCUGUUUUUUUCCUAUGGCAUCAUUGUAGGUCUCGGAUGCGGGUUGUUAUACACUGCGACAGUGACCAUUACAUGCCAGUAUUUUGACAGCCGCCGAGGCCUCGCGCUUGGCCUGAUUUCAACAGGGUCAAGCGUGGGCCUUUUCAUCUAUGCGGCUCUGCAGAGGGUGUUGAUAGAGUUCUAUGGCCUGGAUGGGUGCCUACUUAUUGUGGGCGCUUUGGCUUUAAACAUACUAGCCUGUGGCAGCCUGAUGAGACCCUUGCAGCCUUCCGACUCUCCUUUUCCUGAAAAAAUAGCUCCGGAGAAUGUUCUAGAUAGGUACUCCACGUACAACGAGAAAGAGAAGAGCCUGGAAGAAAACACAAUCAUCUUGGACAGGAGCUACAGGAGUGAAGAUAAAUGCAACAGCACCUUGCCCCGUGGUGACUGGAGACAGGAGACUCCUAAAAAUCCUGCAGCUGCAGCACACGCCAAGGAGCCCGAGCCUUACAGAAAGAAGGUCGUGGAGCAGACUUACUUUUGCAAGCAGCUUGCCAAGAGGAAAUGGCAAUUAUAUAGGAACUACUGUGGUGAGACUGUGUCUCUUUUUAAAAACAAAGUCUUCUCCGCCCUUUUCAUUGCCAUCUUGCUUUUUGACAUCGGAGGGUUCCCGCCCUCGCUGCUCAUGGAGGAUGUAGCGAGAAGCUCCAACGUGAGGGAAGAGGACUUCACCAUACCACUCAUCUCCAUUAUCGGCAUCAUGACAGCCGUGGGCAAGCUUCUUUUAGGCAUCAUGGCUGACUUCAAGUGGAUCAACACCUUGUAUCUCUAUGUCGCUACCCUGAUCAUCACGGGUCUGGCCUUGUGUGCAAUCCCCCUUGCCAAGAGCUACGUCACCCUGGCGAUACUUUCUGGGAUCUUGGGUUUCCUUACUGGCAAUUGGUCCAUCUUCCCGUAUGUGACCACAAAGACUGUGGGGAUUGACAAAUUAGCCCACGCCUAUGGAAUACUCAUGUUCUUUGCAGGACUUGGGAAUAGCCUCGGGCCACCGAUUAUUGGUUGGUUCUAUGACUGGACGCAGACCUACGACAUCGCCUUUUAUUUCAGUGGCUGCUGCGUCCUGCUGGGGGGCUUCAUCCUGCUGCUCGCCGCCUUGCCCUGUUGGGACACGUGCAACAAAAAACUCCCUAAGCCAGCGCCAACAACCUUUUUCUACAAAGUUGCCUCUAAUGUUUAGGGGGAUAUUAAAAGGCAUUAUUUUCUCUAUUUUUCUACUUUAUACCAUAUAUAUAAAAUUGUUAGGCAGGUUCCCUAGAGUCAAGACCUUGUAGCAAAACUCCGGCUGACUCUGAAGGAGAACAUACUUUCACAUACCCUGCUUUUUUUUUAUGUACUGUGGGCAUAACCUCUGUCCCUUGUCUUCCCCUCCUCCGAGAAAUGGUACUGUUCUGUUUCACCUUUGCUGGUGAGUUCUGGAUGUAAAACUGUUGACUAGCCUCACCAAGAUUUCUCUGGGUCAAGAAGCUGAGUCUCCGCUUUCCCCCAUGAGUUCUACCACUGCAAGGUACUCAAGGGGUCCUGUCUUCAGCCAUGCACUCCUCAUGACAGGAUAUUUGUGAAGACCCCCCCAAGGAAUAAUUGCUGUCUCCUCUAUGCCCAGACCUGCAAGUCCAGAGAAGACGCUAAAGCCAUUUCCUUUCCAGAAAUGAAAGCUAUGGUUAUAAUGUCACUAAGACUUUGAAGACUUUAGACAAACUAUUUUAAAUCACAGCUGUCCAGUCUUAUCCGUUUUCUAUUUUGUUGUCCUUGCUGAAGCACUGUUGGGCAUUUGGUGUCCACUGAGUAUGAGCUCGUUCAAUUCCUCCAGCCCCCCGCCGUGGCUGGCUCCUAGGACCUCGCUCCCUGGUGCUGGUCAGCAUCCACUCUGCUGGUGUCUCCUAAGAGCUACUGAUUUGCCGGUUUCCAGCUUGGAAAUACACCUCUGAACCAUUCCGUCUGGCAAGUGGGAAGCAUCCAUUUGCUUGGAGCACCGUGGGAAUGAGUUGCAAGGCCUGGCCUGUCUUCCAAAUGAAGCCCAUGGUGAUUUCUCUUGGGCUUUUCCACUACUGCAUUUUAAUUCAUGGACAGGGCUAAAAAAAAAAAAAAAAAGAUGCUCUGUGUGUUCAUUAGACGUGGGAAAGGCCAGGGUGAAGAGAAACCAAUACUCUCAUCCACCCUUAUGUAAUCCCAAGAACACUGGAGGGCAGAAAUAAUGUUUAAUAAAUAGAAAUGGGUUCAGCUUUGGUUUCAUUCAACCAAUGGGUUUCCUCUACAGAAAUGGGUUUCAGGGGUUGGGGAUUUAGCUCAGUGGUAGAGCGCUUGCCUAGCAAGUUCAAGGCCCUGGGUUCGGUCCUCAGCUCCGGGGAAAAAAAAAAAAGAAAUGGGUUUCAACUUCGCCAUGCUUCAGAAUCCCCUACAGACCCUCCAGAAACUUAAGUGCUUGAUACUAUGCUUUUAAUUUUAAUUCUGCAUGUUGGCCCACGCAUCUGCAUUUUAAUGAAGUCUACAGGGAUUCAGGUGACAGGGCCCGAGGACAGCUGUAGACUGGCGUGGUAGGGCUGUGCUUCCUGAAGCUCAGGGGAACAGUGAGGGCAUGGCAGGUGGGGGAAGCCCUGAGUUCGCUGAUCACCAGCACCAUGGGGGGGGGGGGGGAAUAAACACAUUGGCAAUAGACAAACAUUUUCUUUUCUUAAAUAAAAGAAAAAAAAAGAUAAGCCAUAAAGUUAGGUAUUUUAAAACAAACAGCCAAGGGUUCUUUAAGUAAGGGCUCCCUUCCUGUGGUGCCAAAAUUGUCUUUUCAUUUUUUUUUUUCAAGACAGGGUUUCUCUGUGUAGCUUUGCACCUUUCCUGGAUCUUGCUCAGUAGACCAGGCUGGCCUCGAACUCACAGAGAUCCACCUGGCUCUGCCUCCCGAGUGCUGGAAUUAAAGGCUGCUGGGAUUAAAGGCGUGCGCCACCACCGCCCGGCUUAUUUUCUUAAAAGAUAUGUGAGAUUAUUUGGUGCAUUACAGUGCCUUCUUUCCAGGCGCCUGAAGCACUGUAUUACACAAGCCCCCAGAGCGCCCCCCUGAGGUCAGGAACCAGCUGUGUCCAAGCAUAUGAUUUGGUUGUCAGUUCUGCUCAGUAAUGUAACAAUGGGGCUCAAAGCACAUUAGACUGGUGCACCACACUCAGACUUCUGGAGAGUUCUCUGUACCUCAUUCUUCUGUCUCUCAAAGUUAGAAAAUAAAACAUCACUCCAGCUCUAGGGGAUCCGACACCCUCUUCUGUCUCCCAUACGCCUCUGUGUACCGGUGACACACACACACAUGCACUAAAAAAGAAAUCUUUAAAAUUUAUAGCUAUGAUUUUUUUAAGCAAUAAAUAAAUAAAUAAAGUUUA